ACAGACUUUUGCAUAAGCGCAUAACCAUAAGCAUAAGGAAAUUGACCAAUCAAUUUCCUUAUUCUUAUGGUUAAGCGCUUAUGCAAAAGUCUAUGCUCGAGCCUUAAUCCAUUCAUUCGAAAACGCCAAUAGAUUUCCAGACGCUCUAUGCGCCAAUGCGUGAAACGAAACGCACCUUUAAUAUAUAUAUGAGCGCGAGUAUUGUUGCAAGUUGCAGUUUGCAAUUUUAAGUAAUGUGGAAUUUUAUAUAAUGACAAGUCUGAAGAACUAAAUUUCAUACACAACAACGCAAUGUAUGGUUCUACUGAUCCUGGAUCUGGAAUAAAUCCAGAUGUUCAACAAUGGUUUUCUAUGGUGGAUAAAGAUGGAAGUGGACAAAUAACAGCUACAGAAUUGCAAUCAGCGUUAGCUAAUGGUCAAGGAGGUACUUUUUCUGACACAGCGUGCAAGUUAAUGAUUGGUAUGUUUGAUAAAGAAAAGAAUGGUACUAUAAAUGUAUCAGAAUUUCAAGCUCUUUAUAAUUAUAUAAAUGCUUGGCUUGGUGUUUUUCGUGGUUUUGAUCAUGAUAAUUCAGGCAGUAUACAAGAGAAUGAAUUAAGUGCAGCUCUAACACAAAUGGGUUACAGACUUAGUCCAGAGUUUAUUGAAUUUCUUAUAAAAAAAAGUGAUCUUCGUAAUCAUCAAUCUAUUACUGUUGAUCAGUUUAUAGUAUUGUGUGUUCAAAUACAGAGAUUUACAGAGGCAUUUAGAACAAGAGAUACAGAUCAAACUGGAACAAUCAUCAUCAGUUUUGAAGAUUUUUUGGGAGUAGCCCUUAGUUGUAGCAUUUAAUAUUUUUUAUUUUAACAAUGAAAACAAUUAAAUUAUCACUUGUACAUGCUUAAUGCAAA
Molecule: messenger RNA, 890 nt
Organism: Cataglyphis hispanica
Lineage: Eukaryota; Metazoa; Arthropoda; Insecta; Hymenoptera; Formicidae
Gene: Pef
Product: peflin
Exons: 4
Coding region: 292-831 (179 amino acids)
Biological process (GO): COPII vesicle coat assembly
Molecular function (GO): calcium ion binding
Source: RefSeq, a predicted model, not a curated record